Molecule: messenger RNA, 3366 nt
Organism: Ahaetulla prasina
Lineage: Eukaryota; Metazoa; Chordata; Lepidosauria; Squamata; Colubridae
Product: secreted frizzled-related protein 2-like
Exons: 4
Coding region: 525-1703 (392 amino acids)
Biological process (GO): negative regulation of canonical Wnt signaling pathway; canonical Wnt signaling pathway; non-canonical Wnt signaling pathway
Molecular function (GO): Wnt-protein binding
Source: RefSeq, a predicted model, not a curated record
GAUCCCUUUCUCAUCUGCAGCGGGGAGUCGCGCGAACCCAGGCAGCAUCCCCGAGAGAGCAGGAUCGCGCCCCCGACCCACCCGGGAUCUUCUGCGCGAGCUCUCCUGCCGGGCUCUGCUCCUGGCACCGAGCCUCGAGGGGGCCGGUUUGGUUGGUUGGUUGGGGGAGAGGCAGCUUUGGUGGGGACCUAACCCCUUCCCCCACCCUGGCGAAGGAGAGUUUACGGCUUUCACCUAAUGCGCGUCUCUCCAGAUGUGGCUCUUACACUAAAGCAGAGUUUCCGCAGGCAGAACCUUUGAAACGCCUGCGCUCCUCCCGCAGACCCCCUCCCUCGAAGAUCCCCUCCCCGGGAUGCCGGGCUUUUGCCACCGGGGAUGCCCCCAACUCCAGAUCCCCCCUGCGCCCCAACCUAACCCGCCUUCAGGGAGCCCCAGAUUCUGGAUGCGCUUGGCGGAGUCUGGCUCUCUCGGGGCCAAGCCCCACAUCCACCCACCCGGGCAGAAGUCUCCAGGCGUGGGAGGGGAUGCAAAGGCGAUCCUACCCCCCACCCAUCCCACGCGGAAGGCCGUCCUCCUGGCUUCUCUCCGCCGGGGAGGGACGGCUGAUGCCUGGGCGCGAUAGCGGCGCUCCCCCGCGGCUCUGCGUCUUCUGGCCGCCGUCCAAGAGGAGGCGAGGCUGGCAGGGGGCGGGCGGGGGCUGGGGUUUCUCCCGGCCAGGAGCGCCGCCCUGCAGACUCCCCUCCCGGCCGCCUCUCGCAGACAGAUCGCAGCCCGCGCGGCUUCCACGUGAAGGAGCUUCUCAGCCAGGCAGGUUCCUGAUGGCUGCCCGAGCUCCCCUCCUGCUUCUGCUGGCCCUCUGGGGCUGCUGCGGCCUCUCCUCCUCGUCCUCCUUCCCGCAUCACCUGGUGCAGCUGAACUCGCGGCGCAGCGCCUGUAAGCCUGUGCCCAGCAGCAUGAGCCUCUGCCACGGCGUGGGCUACAACGAGAUGCGGCUGCCCAACCUGCUGGGCCACGACACCAUGAAGGAGGCCCUGCAGCAGGCGGCCUCCUGGGUGCCCCUCUUGACCAAGCAGUGCCACCGGGAGACCAAGAAGUUCCUCUGCUCCCUCUUCGCCCCCGUCUGCAUCAGCCAGAUGGAAGAGCCCAUCUUCCCCUGCCGCUCCCUCUGCGAGGCCGUCCGGGACAGCUGCCUGCCCGUCAUGGCCGCCUUCGGAUUUCCUUGGCCCGAAAUGCUCAACUGCAGCCGCUUUCCUGGGGGCAACGAGCUCUGCAUCCCCCCGGUGGGUCCCGAAGACCAAGAACAGCCCCUGCGAGAAGAUGCCGUAUGCGCAGCCUGCCUUGAUUCUGGACCGAGUGAGAAGGAUUUCUUGGAGAAAGUCUGCAACCAGGAUUUCGCUCUGAAGAUGACCAUCAAAUCCUUGUCCGGCGUUGGGGGUGACCUGAAAGUCAUCCCAGAGCUCCGUGGCCGGUCACUUUACAAGCAGGCCAACUGGUCCGAAGAGGAGCGGAAGAAGCCGGUUCUGUGGCUGGCGGACGGCGAGGCCUGCUCCUGCGAAGAACUGGCUGGGGGGCCGGGCACCGUGGUCCUGGCCAUGGGGCACCGUCUUAGCAACCGCCUCGUCCUCUCUUGGGUCAGGAGGUGGAAACACGGGGAGAAGGAGCUGAAGAGGUUCUCCAGGGCGGUGCGGAAGCUGCAGUGUUAGAGGGGGGGGGCUCCUAGUUGCCCAUCAUCCUCUGCCAGCUGUGGACCCUCGGGGUGGAAGUUGGGCCUGCCCCAAACUUUGCAGGCAACCGGUUUCUCCAGAUCACAGAUGAAUUGCCACUAAGAGAGUAGCUAGCAAACUAUGAGGAAUAGAAAAGGUCAAACGGUUCUCCUAUGGUGCUACAGAGAAGGGAAGAUGGGGAGGGGGGGGGCAUAAUACAGAUAGUCCUCGAUUUACAACAGUUCAUUUAGUGACCGCUCAAAAUCGCAAUAGAACUGAAAAAGUGACUUGUGGCCAUUUUUCACACUUUCACGACCAUUGCAGCAUCCCCACGGUCAGGUGAUCAAGAUUCAGGCGCUUGGCAACCGGUUCAUACUUAUGACGGUUGCAGUGUCCCAAGAUCACUCGACCCCCUUUUGCGACCUUCUGACGAGCAAGGUCAGUGAGGAAGCCAGAUUCACUUAACGACCGGGUUACCAACUUAUCCACUCCAGUUCACAACUUCACAAGAAAGGUCGUAAAAUGGGGCAAAACUCACUUAACAAAUGUCUUGCUUAACAACAGAAAUCUUGGGCUCAGUUGUGGUCGUAAGUCGAGGACUAUCUUUAAAAUGACAAGACGAGAAGCAAGAUAGAGGGAGGGACACUUUUUGCUAGACAAUCACAACUGCAGGAAACUGACAGGGAGCAAUUCUGUUUUUUAAAGCCAGAGAUGCAGCAAUAUUAAAAUUUGCAGCCUGAAUCGCAUUGAUCAGGGAACAAUUUUGGAUUAUCAAUUUUGCGCCCAGGUAAAAAGAGAAGCUGUGCCCAGCUGGAAGGAACCUGUGGCACCUCUCGCUUCUCAAUGCCCCACCAAACAGCCCACGGAAGGCCGUUUCAGGCCCACUAAAUAGUGGCAGGUUAGUGGAUGGCCGUCUGGCCACAUUGGCACAAAAAUAACGUGGCAGGUUUCUGGUGGUUCAUCAAUUGGGCAAUUGCCAGCCUGGUGAAUUUACAACCCACCUGGGUAAAACCCAGAAAAUGGGUGGCUUUGGUGACUAGGCAAAAGAAUUCCUGAACCACUGAGUCAUUGGCACCAACUCGGACCCAAGCGGCUACCAGCUCUCUCAACUGCCCUGCUAAGCAAAAUGGUUGUAGGUGACCGCUUCAAAUGCCAAAUACCCCACAUUGGCCAGUUUUGUGCCUUAGGCUGGACCCAAGUGGUCUUGGCUAAGGUGGGGGUGGGGUUCAGCGUUUGGUGGGUUUCCAGCCAUUGGUGCCCCAGAACAUGGAAAUGGCCUGAGCGAGAUUUGCUUCCGGCAUUCGUCUGUCUGCCAACCUAUUUUAUCAGUUCUUGAGGCUUUCAAGGUGAGCCUGAGGGACCCAGCAGGAACAGGUCUGAGAUAUUUGGCAGCUCAAACGUCCAUGUGAUGGAUACACUGCAUGGAGAGCCUCCUAAUGCAAGCAGGGUCCACCUGUCUUCUCAUGAAUCCUGGUUGGUGAAGGUAGAAUCAUUUGAUGUACCAGAAGGUCUGUGCCCAUAAUUCUGACAAUACCACUAUCUUUGUGGUAUCCAACAUGCCAUCAGAAGCUGCUCCUGAAAGUCAACCUCUAUUUCUGUUCUGUGACCUUUUUUUUGUUAUGCCUCAGCUAAAUAGUUUGCUGUUAUUAAAGGAAGCCCAUGU